CCGCGGCCAAUGGGAGCGCAGCGGGGCGGAGAGAGGCGGCAAAUUGUAUCCUCCAGCGUAGUACGGCGGCCAGCAGCAGACGCGUCUCCCGCGCAGUCUGCACUUCAGCAUCCUCUGGUUUAUGGAGUAUACCCUGUCCAUCCAAGUGCAACAGCAGCUGGAGGUCUUCCCGACGCACUUCUACCAGGGCUACAGCGUGGAGUUACAGAUGAAGUCAACAGAGGUGGACCAAGGGCUUUUCACAGACAGCUACUGCAAAGUGUGCAGCGCACAGCUCAUCUCCGAGUCCCAGAGGGUGGCCCAUUAUGAGAGUCGGAAACACGCCAAUAAAGUGCGGCUGUAUUACAUGCUACAUCCUGUGGAUGGAGGCUGCCCCGCCAAGAAGCUCAGAACAGACAAUGGCAGCGAUGAGGGCGACGUGGACAAGAACAAGUGCUGCACGUUGUGUAACAUGUCCUUCACCUCAGCAGUGGUGGCACAGUCUCACUACCAGGGAAAAAUCCACGCCAAGAGGCUCAAACUGCUGCUGGGAGAGCAGCCUGCCAUCAUAACCAAAGAGGCCUCACCCAGUCCUGUGAAGAACUCCCCAGAAAUGUCUCCCAUGAUGUCACCGCGACAGCGCCGCGACUCAGAUCGUUACUGCCAGCUAUGCAACGCUUGGUUCAACAACCCUGGCAUGGCUCAGCAGCAUUAUGAUGGAAAGAAGCACAAGAAGAACGCCACCAGAGCAGAUCUGCUGGAGCAACUGGGCCAGACCUUGGACAUGGGUGAAAUGAAAGGCCUGAAGCGAAGCUACACCUGUGAGGUCUGCAGCGUUACGCUCAACUCGGUGGCACAGUACCACGCGCAUCUGCAGGGCUCCAAGCACCAAAACAAUCUGAAGAAUCAGAUAUGUGUCCAGUGAGCGUGGGAUAACGAUAAAAAUACCAACUACUGGAUUGAUGUCAGACAAGCUGUGGUCAGCUUGCCCUGCUUUUUUCUGCCUCUGCCCUGCUCCACUCCAGUCGCCUCAUUUUUGCUUUUAUUUUUUCAUUUUAUUUUAUUCCCUUUCUCUUCUUGCUUGGGGUAUUUCAGCUGCCCAGGCUAAGAGGGGGUACAAAAAAGUGUUUUAUUUGGGACGACAUCCGCAUGACCGUCUCCACUAUCAAAAUCAAAGAAGAGCUUCAGCUUUCUUCCACAGUACCAGGCACUCUGAUCGUCGAUCUCUGACAUUCCACUGGAACUGUGUUCUUUUGUUGUCUUUCCGUCCACUUUUAGUCUGAAAGCAUUGAAGUGGAUCUUAUACUCAUCAGCCUUUCUAAAAUGCAUGGAUAAAACUCUACUUUUUCAAUGGAAUGUCAAGUAUUUUAUGUUGGACUCAACUGAGGAAAUGAGGGUUUGUUUGCUUUUACUUGAAAGAAAUGGAACCUUACAUUCAGUAUUGAUUAUGGGUUCAUCACUGUCUGUUAUCUGCACACACUGAGUAAUUUUUACUGAAUACAGUGCAUUCUUAUCGUAGACAUAAACCAAUUUGCAGCUUGAAAUAGGUUGAUAGCAAUAAUAAUAAUAAACUCUUAUGUUGUAAAGUGUAACUGUCUGUUCACUAUACUGAGUGCAAAUAGCUUUUCUUUGCAAGAUGAUUAGUAUGGUUAUAGACCUAGAAAUACCAGCAUCUGUUCUUUUAUUUUGCUCCUUUUGUCUGUUGGUGGGUGAAUCAGUUUAGCAAAGAAAUGACAAAUGUUGAGGCUAUGGGAGAAACAUUUCUGGAUUUAAAACAACGUUUAAGUAGUUGAUCAAAUUGUGAGUAUUAACCACAAUACACUGUUAAACAGAAUUUUAAGACCAUGAUUCUGUUUUGGUGUAUCUUUAUCAGAUUCCACGCAGAGCUUUAAAAUGCAGGAAAAAGAAACCGAAGGACUUGCCAAGGACCGAGCAAAACAAAUGGUGUAAGGAAAAGAUUUACGCUGGGCUCACAUUGAAUGCGGUGUGGGUUGCGGUCCCGAUCCAGUUCUGUUUUUUCCGCAAACCCUGACUCAUACUGCUCCUAGGCCAGCUGCGGCUCCGGUUGCUGAAAGGCGCUGUCAAGAACAGAGGUUCAUGUGGUCCUUUCUGUUGCUAUCCCUCAUAAAUUAUUAAAAAACAGCCAUCGUUUUUCAGGGCAAAAUUUGUUAUCUAUGCGCUUAAAUAUCCCUUUUCAUCCUCCAAAAGCCCCUCUGUUUUCUUGUGUGUCUUUGUCGCCGUUUUGUUUACACUAGUCAAGCUUGUUAAGUUGAUGAGGUAAUUUUAUUGUGAAAUUCACUGGAACGUUAUCCUGUCUAGUGCCCAACAUUUCCUGUUUUGCUCUGAAAAUUCAGGAGCUUGAUCCAAGGAGCGCUGCGGCCUUUGGUCAAACUUGCACUUGCCGUGCUGCAUGGCCUCGGCAACCAGACCCGCAACCAACCGAUCAAUGUUAGCCUGGUGUUAAAGUCUAAUUUAAACUCAAACAAGCUGUUAAUCAACUGAUCAAGAUUUGGAUCUACAACCUUAAAAAGUUGUUUGAAGGAGCAAUAAGUGCAA
Molecule: messenger RNA, 2535 nt
Organism: Fundulus heteroclitus (mummichog)
Lineage: Eukaryota; Metazoa; Chordata; Actinopteri; Cyprinodontiformes; Fundulidae
Gene: zmat4a
Product: zinc finger, matrin-type 4a
Exons: 7
Coding region: 122-904 (260 amino acids)
Cellular component (GO): nucleus
Molecular function (GO): zinc ion binding; nucleic acid binding
Source: RefSeq, a predicted model, not a curated record